Molecule: messenger RNA, 2195 nt
Organism: Pelobates fuscus (common spadefoot toad)
Lineage: Eukaryota; Metazoa; Chordata; Amphibia; Anura; Pelobatidae
Gene: TBX5
Product: T-box transcription factor 5
Exons: 9
Coding region: 167-1729 (520 amino acids)
Biological process (GO): cell fate specification; regulation of transcription by RNA polymerase II; pattern specification process
Cellular component (GO): nucleus
Molecular function (GO): DNA-binding transcription factor activity, RNA polymerase II-specific; RNA polymerase II cis-regulatory region sequence-specific DNA binding
Source: RefSeq, a predicted model, not a curated record
UGCGAUAAGGAUUGUGCCGUCAUUCCAUGGAAGCCAUCCAGCCUGGGCCAUCAUUCCUUUGGAACGCUCAGGAUUGAGCACAUUCUUAUUACUACAGGAACCAACACGGGCCUUUCCAAGACAGCACAGACAGCAAGGCAGGCACAGUGCAGGGCUCCUCUGUAACAUGGCGGACACGGAGGAGGCAUAUGGGAUGCCUGAUACCCCAGUGGAACCAGACCCCAAAGAACUGCAGUGUGACCCCAAACAGGACAGCCAGCUGGGGGGCAGCAGCAAGACCCCCACCUCGCCACAGGCUGCCUUUACUCAGCAGGGCAUGGAAGGUAUUAAGGUGUUUCUGCACGAGAGGGAGCUGUGGAUGAAAUUUCACGAAGUUGGCACCGAAAUGAUAAUUACUAAGGCUGGACGGCGUAUGUUUCCCAGCUACAAGGUGAAAGUUUCUGGCCUCAACCCAAAAACUAAAUACAUCCUCCUCAUGGAUAUCGUGCCAGCUGAUGAUCAUAGAUACAAGUUUGCAGACAACAAAUGGUCUGUGACUGGGAAGGCAGAACCUGCAAUGCCAGGACGUUUGUACGUCCACCCAGACUCACCUGCCACAGGAGCCCAUUGGAUGAGGCAGCUGGUAUCCUUCCAGAAGUUGAAGCUCACCAACAAUCACUUGGAUCCAUUUGGUCAUAUAAUCUUGAAUUCGAUGCACAAAUACCAACCAAGACUGCACAUUGUUAAAGCGGAUGAGAAUAAUGGAUUUGGGUCCAAGAACACUGCUUUCUGCACCCAUGUGUUCUCUGAGACCGCAUUUAUAGCGGUCACAUCAUAUCAGAACCACAAGAUCACACAGUUAAAGAUUGAGAACAAUCCAUUUGCUAAAGGGUUUAGAGGAAGUGAUGACAUGGAGCUGCAUCGCAUGUCCAGAAUGCAGAGUAAAGAGUAUCCAGUGGUCCCUAGAAGCACAGUCCGGCAGAAGGUGUCCUCCAACCACAGUCCUUUCCCUUCUGAGACACGCAAUAUCAUUGGGUCUUCCAACCUUAAUUCACAGUAUCAGUGUGAGAAUGGAGUGAGCAGCACAUCACAAGACCUGUUGCCCACAUCAAAUCCUUACCCUGCUCUACCCCAUGAGCCUGGCCCAAUAUAUCAUUGCAGCAAAAGGAAAGUAAGUGAAGAAUCAACUGAGCAUGCUUACAAAAAGCCCUACAUGGACACAUCUCCAAGUGAAGAGGAUCCUUAUUAUCGGUCUGGAUAUCAACAACCUUCAUCCUCUUCCUCCACCUCCACCUCCUUCCGCACAGAAUCUGCCCAGCGCCAAGCUUGCAUGUAUGCCAGUUCGGCACCGGCAGCCACAGAACCUGUGUCUGCUUUAGAGGACAUUUCCUGCAACAGCUGGUCUAGUGUGCCCUCUUACAGCAGUUGCACAGUAGGUAGUGGGAUGCAAUCCAUGGAGAGACUGCCCUAUCAGCAUUUCUCAGCUCAUUUCACCUCCAGCUCCCUUAUGCCCAGACUGGGAAACCAUACAGGCACACCACCUGCAGAUUCCCACUCCAUGUUUCAACACCAACCUUCUCAUCAGACCAUUGUGAGGCAAUGUGCACCUCAGUCUGGGUUACAACAAGCUUCGGCUCUCCAGUCCUCUGAAUUCAUCUACCCCCAUGCUGUGCCCCGGACCCUGUCCCCACACCAGUACCAUUCUGUCCAUGGGGUGGGUAUGGUGCCAGACUGGAGUGAUAACAGCUAACAGGGCAGAUACAGAAUAUGUAGAUGGAUUUUGAGCAAAACGUCUAAGCACAGUCUUUUUGGGCCUUCUAAAGGUGGACAUUUGUUGAAAGACUCACAUCAUUUGUAUGCUGGAACCUAAUUUCCUGAUGACCUCAAAAGAAACAAUGAACAAAUUCUUUCACUUUCUUCCUGUCAUACACCCCAAAGGGGUUCACAGACAAGAUUGCAAUUAAUUCCGGAUACGUAACCUUCCCAAAAUGAAAUGGAACACUAAGAAUAAGUUUAAGAUUGCCCUGUAGAUUGGCACUUCACAUACCAGGGUUUAACCCUAAAGGAGUGUACAUGUUAAAGGGCAAGGAAGCAAAACAGUAAUGCACUUCAUGUACUCACCUGCCUGUCUCUGCCAAGAAUAUUUGGUGUUUGCAGUGUGUUACACAGUGUGAUGUAGGAGGCUGGAGGCGUCAAUAAAAAAUGUGUAGAACAUA